AUGUUCGUUGUGAUGCGCAACGUUAACGUUCCCGCGUCAGUAGCUACUGAUCUGUGGUGUUGGGUGGGCCAUUCUCGGCCAUUCUCUUUACAAGUUGAGUUGAAGCUUUAUUAAAGUGAUUAGAUUAUUUGCUUUGGUUUUCAUAAUGUGGGUAAUUGCAAAGUUUUUCGACGAAAAUACGGUAGAGGCAGUACCUGAAAAAUGGUUCACUGCAGCUACAACUUGCUGUUGGCCGCCAUAUAGUGGCAAUAGGUUAAAAAAGGCCAUAUUAACAUGUGAGGAGCCUCAGAGCAAUUGGCAACCGAACAAAGCCCGACUGUUAACUAAAAUUCCUUUAGAAAAUUAUAACGAGGCACUUGAAAAAGCAAUAAUGGCACAAAGCACAUCCGAUGUCGAAACACCUAAUGUAUUACCGCACAAAAGAAGAAUUACUAAAAAUAAACGCUAUGAAAAUGACAGUACUUCCUCAAACUCUAAUAAUGAUGGAGAAGAGAGUGAUUUAGAGGAUUUUCCAGAUUAUCAUAAGAGUAAUAAAAGUGAAAAAAACAUUAAAAAGGGGUCAGUUGUACAACAAAAAGGUUGUAAGUCACUAAACAAUAUUAAGCCUCUUGAUCAAAAACCAUCUGAUACAGGUUUGGCUUCGCACUUAAGCAGGGUGCGUGAUAGUGAGCUGCGAGAGUUAAGCAGUAUGCCUGAUAGUAACCCGCGUGAUUACAUGGCCACUAAAGAUUGUCAAUUAGAUAUUGGAACCAAUUAUCGGAGGAGGUCACUAAGUGCAGAUUCUACUCCCAUCGGGUGCAUUGAGUCUUUCACAUCAAAUACAGAUCAGGAUAUGUUCUUAGAUUUGUCCGAUUCAACUUUAAGAAGCCAAGGUCACCAAGACUGCAAAAAUUGCGGCAAGCAAAAAUGGAAAAAAAAUAUUUAUCUAUUAAAUAAUUUGGAUACCAAGGUGGAAGAGUUGACAGUAACUUUAAAUAUUAUAAAAAGAAAUAUGCCCAGGCAAGAGAAAAAGCAAGCUGUCUCCUUGCCUGAAAUAUAUUCAAAUUUUCCGUUACAAACAGCAGAAAAACUGGAUGAACUUGAAAAGUUCUUACAAAUAGAGGAUAAUAUGGUAAACUUUGUAAAUUAUUUGGCUUCAGUCGGAGGAGACACUUCAUACGAAAUAAUAAAAAGAUGUAUGAGCCGCACAUUAUCAAAUCAAGUCGCGAUGUCUUACAAUUGGGAAGGAAUACGCAACAAGAAAAACUUUCAAGUAUUACGAAUGUGCAAGGCUUUGCAAGAGGCAGUAUUAAAAAACCUACACAACCCAACAGAAAAACAAACAGAAAAGGAUAUAAAAACGUGGCUGAAGCACGCCAAAGAAAGAUUUGAGAAAAGCCAAAAGAAUUAACUUCUAUAGAAAUUUAUUUUAUUUUUGUUAAAUUCAAAUUAUUUUGUCAUUAAAAU
Messenger RNA from Brassicogethes aeneus, 1446 nucleotides. Lineage: Eukaryota; Metazoa; Arthropoda; Insecta; Coleoptera; Nitidulidae. The record is from the annotation of a GenBank genome assembly.